GAUAGGGUACUGAGUGGAAUUGUUUUCUUGCAGGCAGACUUAAGUAAACCUGAAACUAUACCAGCAACAUUGGUUGGCAUUCACACAGUUAUCGAUUGCGCUACAGGACGUCCUGAGGAGCCGAUAAAAACCGUAGAUUGGGAAGGAAAAGUAGCUCUCAUACAAUGUGCAAAGGCCAUGGGUAUCCAAAAAUUUGUCUUCUUUUCAAUUCAUAACUGCGACAAGCAUCCAGAAGUUCCACUCAUGGAGAUCAAGAACUGCACUGAGAAGUUUCUUAGGGAUUCAGGACAGAACCAUAUCAUUAUUCGUCUCUGUGGCUUCAUGCAGGGCCUGAUUGGACAGUAUGCAGUACCUAUAUUAGAAGAGAAAUCUGUUUGGGGUACUGAUGCUCCUACACGAAUAGCAUACAUGGAUACCCAGGACAUCGCUCGAUUAACAUUUAUAGCUCUACGCAAUGAGAAUGUCAAUGGGAAGCUUCUGACUUUUGCCGGGCCUCGUGCAUGGACAACCCAAGAGGUGAUAACAUUGUGUGAGAGGCUGGCUGGUCAAGAUGCAAAUGUCACCACCGUCCCUGUCUCAGUUUUGAGAUUGACACGCCAGCUGACUCGUUUGUUUGAGUGGACUAGUGACGUUGCUGAUAGAUUGGCAUUUUCAGAGGUUCUUACUAGCGAUACUGUUUUCUCGGUCCCUAUGAACGAGACAUACAAUCUUCUUGGUGUGGAUGCAAAAGAUAUUAUUUCCUUAGAGAAAUAUCUUCAGGAUUAUUUCAACAAUAUAUUGAAGAAGUUGAAGGAUCUCAAAGCACAGUCUAAGCAAACUGACAUUUUCUUUUGAAAGGAAAUUUUCCAUAUCCAUGCACAUAAGCUGUAUAUGUAUUGUGUAAUUCAUCUUGUAUUCAUACCCCAAAAAAAGAAAAAUGUACAUGUGCUUGAUGGAAAUAGACAGUUGAAUGGUAAUGACUGAAUUGAAAAAUCCUUGGUUUCUUAUCUCUUUCA
Molecule: messenger RNA, 995 nt
Organism: Olea europaea var. sylvestris
Lineage: Eukaryota; Viridiplantae; Streptophyta; Magnoliopsida; Lamiales; Oleaceae
Exons: 6
Source: RefSeq, a predicted model, not a curated record